This is a messenger RNA of Lobosporangium transversale, 470 nucleotides long. RefSeq lists its product as hypothetical. The transcript has a single exon. The record is from RefSeq and is a predicted model, not a curated record. The coding region runs from base 37 to 210 and encodes 57 amino acids. NCBI's taxonomy places the organism in Eukaryota, Fungi, Mortierellomycota, Mortierellomycetes, Mortierellales, Mortierellaceae.
AAACAAUACACAAGCUCAAAGAAACACAGGGAAAACAUGCUGCAGCAAAAAGAGGUACCCAUCUCUGUCCUGCCACUUUUUCCUUUGCAUGUUAAGAUGCACUUAAACAGCAUCUACCUCACAUCAACACAUUUGUACACUGUACACACCAUGCACAUCAUGCACACGCGCAUACUUUAUCUCUCCACGACUCCCUCCACUCUUUUCUAAUCAGAGCAGAAGGAUACAUUUGAAUGCUUGUUCACUUCAAAGCAAAACGCAAAAAAAAUUACACAAUCACGAAGAUUUUCCUCUUGUGUACAAAGUCCAUCGUAAACAAUUUGUUCGUCAAUGUGCUAUCAUUAUUAUUGUGAUGCAAGACAAGUUGUCGUUAUUCCUUUUCCCUUUGUUUGCACCACAGUCUAGUCCUUGUUCCGAUAGCGUGAGUAAGAAACAAUAAAAAAAAAGAUAGUGCGAGGAAGAAGGAAGGA